Messenger RNA from Pieris macdunnoughi, 795 nucleotides. The record is from the annotation of a GenBank genome assembly. NCBI's taxonomy places the organism in Eukaryota, Metazoa, Arthropoda, Insecta, Lepidoptera, Pieridae.
AUGGUAAAAUACACAACUUCUCCUGUACCAUCUAAUUAUCCCAGAAGUACUUCUCCGUUGCCUGCACCAGCUAAUUACCAACCAUCUACACCAAGUGCGGCGGCAAAACGCUACAUAUACUUGAGAAGAUUGUUCAAAUUCAAUCAAAUGGACUUUGAUUUUGCCGCCUGGCAAAUGGUAUAUUUGUUUGUCUCACCGCAGAAGGUGUUUAGGAAUUCCAAUUAUAGAAAACAUACUAAAUCACAAUUUGCCAGAGACGAUCCAGCAUUUCUAGUUUUACUGAGUGUGUGGCUUUUCUUAUCUUCAAUAUGUUUUGCGCUGGCUAUGGGACUUACAACAAUACAAACAGCAUUAUUUGUGCUGUAUGUUGUGUUUGUAGACUUUAUAGGAGCUGGGAUAUUUAUGUCAACAGUAUUAUGGGUUGUAAGCAACAAAUACCUACGAAUGGACUCUUCAGCCCCUGAUGUAGAAUGGGGUUAUGCAUUUGAUGUCCACAUUAAUGCAUUCUUUCCACCCUUAUCGUUAUUGCAUUGCUUUCAGAUAUUACUUUUCAAUGGCCUUCUAAGUCAUGGCGGUUUACUCUCAUGCUUUGUUUCAAACACAUUUUGGUUGGCUUCCUUCAUAUAUUAUUUGUACAUAACAUUCCUGGGAUACAGCAAUCUACCAAUGAUGAAGAAUACUCGAAUAUUUCUCCUGCCCCUACCUUUACUUGUGCUGCUUUAUUUAGCAUCACUAAUGGCAGACUGGAAUCUAAGUCAUAUGCUAAUGAAUUUUUACCAUUACCGAGUACUUUAA